AUGGAUCCGAUUCAAGAAGCGAUUGAAUAUAUCAAAUCGCACGAGCCAGGAGAUGAUUUCUCGUACACAAAGGUUGCUGCCCAGUUCGGUGUUGAGCGCAGUACGCUCGCUCGAAGGCACCAGGGUGUGCACGACCAGCGCGGGGUCUCCCAUCGAUCCCUACACCCAGAACGCGAAGCCGAGCUUGUACGAUAUAUCGAAACGCUUACCGAGAGACGUUUGCCGCCUACAAAAGUAAUGGUACAGCAGUUUGCCAGCCAGUUGGCUGGCAAACCGGUCUCCGAAACCUGGGUUAAACGGUUCCUCCGCCGUCAUCCCAACCAUCUCAUCUCUCGCUCAGGCAAAGCCAUGGCCAAGGAGCGGACCAAAGCUGAUUCAGGACCCAAGUACAGCUUGUACUUUAAGCUGUUACAUGAAAAAAUAGAGGAGUACAACGUCCAACCAACACAUAUAUUCAAUAUAGACGAAAAGGGGUUUCAACUUGGCCGGGUUGGCAGAACAAAUCGUGUAUUCGAUAAGAAGCUGUACGAGUCAAAAGGGGUAAGGCAACCCCUUGAAGAUGGCUCCAGCGAGUGGAUAACGGUAGUGGCUUGUAUUUGUUCGGACGGUAACGCUUUGAGUCCAACUCUCAUCUUCCAGGGAGCCAACGGAGCUGUUCAAUCGAGCUGGGUUGAUGCUAUACAAGCAGGAGAACACUCAGUAUUUACUACGUCAUCACCCUCUGGCUGGACCAACAACGAUAUUGGGUUAUCGUGGCUCAAACAGGUGUUUGAGAGAGAAACCAGACGGCAUGCUUCAACUGGGUAUCGAUUACUACUCCUUGACGGCCACGGAUCCCACGUAACCAUGGAUUUUAUUGAGUAUUGUAACGACAACAAGAUCCUCUUGUUUGUAUUACCCCCUCACGCUACUCAUACGCUUCAACCCCUCGACGUUUGUAUGUUCAAACCCCUCUCGAACGCUUACUCAACUCAGUUGAUGGGAUACCUCCAGGACAGCCAGGGGUUACUCAAUUUAACCAAGGGAGACUUCUUCCCGCUCUUCUGGAGGGCUUGGGGUAACGUGUUUAAACCUCCACUCAUCAAGAAGUCGUUUGAAGCCACUGGUAUAUACCCAGCCAACCCAGACGUUGUACUCGAGAAGUUUGCCAAGCAAGCUUCAGACUCUGACAGCAGCAACUCAGUACUAUCGGGGAGCGAUUGGCUCAAGCUCAAAUCAAUCGUACGCCGUGAGGUGAAGGAUCAGGGCAGUAAGGACGUCAAGAAGCUUCAACGAAGCUUGUGCCACAUCUCAGCUCAAAACAGUAUACUCCAAGAGGAGGUCAGGGGUCUCAGGCAGUCCCUAGCCAUCAAGGAGAGGCGACCAAAGCAGUCAUUCACCCUCCAGCUUGAUGAGGACGAGGUUUACCAUGGGGGAGCCAAAAUAUGGUCGCCCAGGAGUGUACAACGAGCUCGCGAUCGUCGGGCAUCACAACAACAACAAGCCGAGCUUGAAAAGCUUCAAAAAGCCAAGCAAGCCGAGAUCAAGAAGGCAGCACGCGAUUGUGAGGCUCAACUCAAAGCUGUGAAGCGUGUAGAGCGGGAGAGACGGGCGGAGGAGAAGAGGAAGGAGGAGGCUGAAAAGCUGGCCAAGAAACAACACCGUGAGCUCAUCAACAACACUAAAAAGCUUAUAAAAUUAUCCCAAAAGGGUAAGCGCAAAGCUUCAACAGCUCACCAGCCAGCUACAAAGCGUCAGAAAGGUGUUGUGGGUGGUACAGCUUCUGUAGGUGCCCAGGUGGCUGCACAACCAGUUCCACCAAAAACCACCAAAACGCGGGUAAUCCGCCGCCCAAAAAAAGAUUUAGACUAG
Messenger RNA from Alternaria arborescens, 1851 nucleotides. RefSeq lists its product as hypothetical. The record is from RefSeq and is a predicted model, not a curated record. Bases 1 to 1851 code for a protein of 616 amino acids. Gene Ontology annotation, molecular function: DNA binding. The transcript has a single exon. NCBI's taxonomy places the organism in Eukaryota, Fungi, Ascomycota, Dothideomycetes, Pleosporales, Pleosporaceae. Gene Ontology annotation, cellular component: nucleus.